Molecule: messenger RNA, 1059 nt
Organism: Aspergillus alliaceus
Lineage: Eukaryota; Fungi; Ascomycota; Eurotiomycetes; Eurotiales; Aspergillaceae
Product: GTPase GPN2
Exons: 3
Coding region: 1-1059 (352 amino acids)
Cellular component (GO): cytoplasm
Molecular function (GO): GTPase activity
Source: RefSeq, a predicted model, not a curated record
AUGCCAUUUGCGCAGCUGGUGAUAGGUCCUCCCGGUGCGGGAAAGUCGACAUUUUGCAAUGGCAUGCAUCAGUUUCUUGGGGCAAUCGGCCGCAAAUGUUCGAUUGUGAAUCUGGACCCCGCAAAUGAUAAAACGUCAUAUCCGUGUGCCCUAGAUGUUCGCGAUCUUGUCACGCUCGAGGAAGUAAUGAGUGAAGAUAAUCUCGGUCCAAACGGUGGUAUCUUGUAUGCGCUGGAAGAACUUGAGGAGAACUUUGACUGGUUAGAAGAGGGGUUGAAGGAGCUCGGAGAUGACUACGUUUUAUUUGACUGCCCCGGUCAAGUUGAGAUCUUCACACACCACUCCUCGUUACGGAACAUAUUCUUUAAGCUCCAAAAGUUGGGGUAUAGAUUGAUUGUAAUACACCUAAUCGAUUCCUACAACCUCACACUACCGUCUAUGUACAUAUCCGCCCUCAUCCUCUCCCUGCGCGCAAUGCUCCAAAUGGAUCUACCUCAUCUCAACGUGCUCACCAAAAUCGAUAACCUUUCCAACUACGCCCCGCUCCCUUUCAAUCUUGAAUAUUACACAGAGGUACAAGAUCUCUCUUACCUACUGCCGCAUCUAGAAGCAGAAUCAUCUCGGCUUUCGCAUACCAAGUUCCGGGCUCUCAACCAAGCCAUUAUAGACCUUGUCGAGGAUUUUGGGCUUGUCGGGUUUGAAACGCUAGCUGUGGAGGACAAGAAGAGCAUGAUGAACCUACUGCGGGUGAUCGACAGGGCAAGCGGAUAUGUGUUUGGACCUGCCGAGGGCGCAAAUGAUACCAUCUGGCAGGUUGCUGUGCGCGACGGGUUGGGAACUAUGGAUGUUCGGGAUGUGCAGGAACGCUGGAUAGAUGCUAAAGACGAGUACGAUGAGCAGGAGAGGCAAGAGUUGGAAGCGGAGGCAAAAUUACGAGACCAAGCGGCUGAGACGGCCAAGGCUUCCAGACCUAGCCAUGGCUGGGAGGACGACGAGUAUGACGAUCUUGGCAGAGGAUCAAUACCAGAUGGCGGGGUGAAGGUUAUACGAAAGUCAUGA